AUGGUUCGUGAUACCGAUUCAAAUAUCUUGUCAGGUGAAAAUACCCCUAACACGGACGAGGAAAGUGUAACAGAGCCUUGGGAAGGCUCUUAUAUCAUUUUAAACCUUUUGGCCACACAUUUUGCUUCACAAGGGGAUACUGAAAAUGAAAUAGAAACCAAUGAAAUUACUCCUGUCUCCUCCGAUGAACCAUCGGAGGAUUUAGAGACCAGUUCGGAAACCAUCUCCACAUCGAGUGACCAGAGUGGCACUGGGUCGGGCGGUUAUAUGACCAUAGGGCCCUCAGUUUCAGGAACAUCGUUUCAGUCUUCUGGAAAAAGCACUUCAUUUGAAAAUCCUUGCGUAGAAUGUACCUCCUUUGAGGAAUUCGCAGGCAUUCCGGGCAGGGAUGAGGUGGGACCUACUAUUUGUGAAAAUGACAAGCCGGAAAUUGGAUUGGAUGUCGACAGCACCCAGGAAGACUAG
Haemonchus placei is the source of this 465-nucleotide messenger RNA. NCBI's taxonomy places the organism in Eukaryota, Metazoa, Nematoda, Chromadorea, Rhabditida, Trichostrongylidae. The record is from the annotation of a GenBank genome assembly.